Messenger RNA from Cyphomyrmex costatus, 3811 nucleotides. RefSeq lists its product as uncharacterized. The coding region runs from base 295 to 993 and encodes 232 amino acids. Lineage: Eukaryota; Metazoa; Arthropoda; Insecta; Hymenoptera; Formicidae. The transcript has 6 exons. The record is from RefSeq and is a predicted model, not a curated record.
GUCGCGUGGUACGUACUGCGUGUCGUGACGGGUGCCAGUCGCGGGUGAAUAUAAGAGCCGAGAGAGAGUAAAAAGUAAAAAAAAAAAAAAAAGCACACCGAGGGUGUCGCACACUCUGCUCCGCGCUCUCCGCUCGGUUGUACACUUUCUAUCUUUCCGUAUAUACCGUUUCUUCGAUUCGCGUGCGACAGAGUUCCGAGGUACUCGCGCCUAUAUAUACCUUCCUCACGUUCGGCGACGAACCGCGCUUAUCGGCACCCCAGCGAGAUUUCAGGACGAACAGCGGCCCGGAACAUGAAAACACUUAUGGAGAAUCAGCUGUCCUGGCUCGCGCUGUUCAUGACCGCCUUGUAUUCUCUGCUUGCUAGCUGCCGAGGUGAAGAGUGCGGACACGAGGAACUGGUGAGGUGCGCCAGGCCCCUUGAGAGAAUCAGCAAUAGCGACUUGAGUUUCGUCACGAAAAAGGAGGAUAUCAACAAACUAUGCCCGGAUCUCGAGGCAGGCAUGAAAUGCAUCAAAAGGUACACGAUAAAUUGCAUGCAGCCGAAGCAACGGGAUCAUUUCAACUCUCUGUACACCGGUACCAACAUGGCUAUCAUGGAGCUUUGCCAAGAUGGCCCGUACCAGGACGAAUUCUUGAAGCACGCGCCGUGCAUGCAAAAAUCCAAAGCCGAGUACGAGCUGUGUUACAAAUCGUACCAAAAGACGACUCAAGAAAUAAUGGCCAACCGCUCAUUAGGACAACAGAAUCUCAAGUCCCUUUGCUGCGCCUUCCAGGAGUACUUGGAAUGCUCUCAUCAUACGGUGCGCCGUCAGUGUGGCGAUGAUACAGCGCGAUUCACGAAGGAGUUCCUCGAUAGAAUGUCAAGCUCGCUGCUGAAGGCGCACUGUGCGCCCUACACGGAAUGUACCGUGAACAGCGGUAUCUCAACGCUAAAUCUUUCUGCCAUUAUGCCAAUGACGCUUAUCCUUUUUAUGAGGUACUUCACGUAAUUGGUCUCGGCCAAGAUCAUUUUUUAUCUUCGAAAGAUAGAAAAUAGGGAAACGAGAGAGGGCGGGAUAUGUAGAGAAAGAGGAUCGAGGAAGAAGAAUGGUGCGAUGAGAAGGGCGCUCCAAGAAGACGAGAAACUGGAAGUAGCCCGUUCGGCUUUUAUCGUGCUUUGCUUCAGAGAGAAUAUAUUCCUUAUUUUCGAAGAGUUCUCGAUGAAAGGUCGAAGAAGAGGCCGAAGCGAUCAAAGAAGAAGAAAGGAGAGAGCAUCAGGGCAAAAGAGGAUAUCCACAAGGGCUUGUGAGAAGAAGAGGGAUAUAUAGAGGAGGAAAAAUACGGCGUUUCUUUCUCCGAAGAAAAUAUAUUUUUCAUUUGCAAGAUGAUGUGCGAGAGAUUGUAAUAAUCAUGAUUACGGAAGCGCAAGCAACAACAAGAGAUCAGUAUUAAAAGCCGAAGGAAUGUUGGGGAGGAGGAAAAAAUGCUUUAGAAAUACGUUAUGAAAGAGUUGAAGGAAGAGGGAGCGGAAUCGCAGAAGAGGAUUUUCAGGACGACUCUCUUCCACGCAUGUCAUUGAGAUAUCGAACGAUAAAGCCGAUCGUGACGCGAUGUAUCUGAAGAGUCUCUUCAGUCGAUCGUUCAAUGCGAUCCGUUAGUCCGUACGAUACCGUGACGCAAGACUGACUCGAUUUUUGCGCGGUUUUGUCGCGAGAGAUGAGAGAAUGAAAUAAAAAAAAGAAUACUCCUUAUUAACUGGCGAGAUCCUUCGCGGAUUGUCCUUUGGAAUGGCCGCGCGCGCGUGCUGUUCUAACGUGAGAGUGCGAGUUUGAUCCUCGAGAAUACGUGGCGUUCGGAUGAAGUCGGAGAAAAAGACGGCAAAGGUAAAACAUUUAUAGCGAGGAAGAAGGCAAACGUGUCUUUCCGGCACGUUUUCGCCUCGAUUUCGAAAAAGAGCACUCGUGCGGAACGAACGAACUAUCGUCGUCCAGAAAUCAAUUUCAUCGAAUAAUCGCGAUCUAUCGAUUCGCGAGAACAGCGUUAGAGGGAAGGAAGCCCAGCGAGAAGAGUCGUCUGAGUAGAGCAAAGAAUUUCUACUUGAGCAGAAAACAGUGGAUAAAAUCACGGUGCGUUCUUUCGCGCGCGGGCAUGUUUCGCUAGAAAAUGCAAUCGCUGUGUUGCCAAUCGAUUUGACGACGAGCACGUGUCGUUUCGCCAAAAGUUAGGGAAACAUUAAAAUUGACACGCGUUAUCGUGACUCAUCCAGAAAAAAAGAAGAACGGAAAUUUUCAAGGGAGGAUCGCGGUGUAACUAACUCGUCCUCGAGAUAACGGCGGCGAGUCGAUAGGUAACGAAGCUUCGAGCUAGGUAUGUCAAACUAAUUUUCCCUCCACGGAUUAUACGAACACUGUCGCAGUAUAUCUGGGGCCACGUACUUUCAAUAUUUGCGCGAAAUGAGCGAGAGAUCCGAAAGUUUGAAGAGCACUUUUUAAUCUCAUCGUCAUAAUGUGGCUUUUUUUAAAAAAAAAAUUUAAUUCUCUCUCAUCAGAAUGCAUAGAAUCACGAGGAAUUUUGUGCAAUUGAAAGACCGAGACAAUUAGGACAAGUAAAAAGAAUUACUCUUCGAUAAAAAAAAAAGUGUCGUUUAAUAUCGCAAAUAAUAUUCGUACGCGUAAACACAGUAUUUGCAAAAUGCUGUUGAUACAAAUGAAAUAAAUGGAACUCGAGAGGGGGUUUUGUAAGGCCACAUUGUGGGUGACUUGCGGUGCAUUUGACAUGUUUGUUCGGGGCAUGCCGGUUUGUACAAAUUCAACAUGUCAGACGAAAUCCUAGCUAGACCCGGAUAUGGAUGAGUCUAUUUUUCUGAGAUCUGAUGUAGUGUUGUACGUGUUACCUAUAUAUAUAAAGACACACGCGCAUGAUCGCGAUUGUACUCGCUGCACAAACGAUAUAGUAUUAGCACUUGCAUUGUCGUGUCUUAAUUAUUAAGUAGAUGGAAGGAAUGACUGUAAAAGAGACGGUGAGAAAGUAUGUCUGGCCAUAUUUUCACGUCAAAUCGAUUUUCGGUGUUUAUCGUGAAGACGUUACACCGUCAUUAUAAAAAAAAUUUGUACAUUGUAUUAUGUGUUUAGAUAAAUUUUAUUCAAAUAAAGUUUAUUUAUGUGUUGGAAAGAUUUCGAGGAGAGGCACACAUACUAUUUCUAACAUUUGAAUGUUUCGAAAGUUAUCGUAAUGGCCGGCAAAACAUUUAUAUACGUAUGCAAAAUAGGUUUUUCUUUUUUUACCAAAGAAUUUAAUUUACUUGACUAAAAAAGUCUUUUACGACAUGUUUGUUACAUUAUGGUCCAUGUCGUAAAUAAUUAAUUGUAACCAAUUGUUUGGUUUAUGAGUUAUUAUAAAAUCCAUACGAGAAAGUCACGGCAUUUAAUCAAACGUGUCCCAUUCAUGCAAUUAUCGAUAUUUCUCUAUUAUCCUGCGCGCCGUGCCAUUCGGAAUAUAAUGCAGAUUAAUAAUCUAGAAAUUAAAUUCCCUUCAACAGAGGGAGUUCGUUUAUCGAUAGCCUCACCCACAUAUAUGUGUAUAAUGUGUACUCGAUGUCGACAUCGUUUGUAAUUUAUCAUUUCCUAGAGAAUUCGCGCUUUUAACGGUAUAAUGUUAAAAUAAACUGCAAAUUUUCUAUGAGAGAGAGAAUACGUUUUUAUUUUUAAGUUUUUCAAGAGUCGUGGUAAGUCUCCCCGUUUUAUCGGGGGAUACCGCGUGUGGUAUGUAUGAACAGAUAUUUAUUUGUAAUAUAUAGUUAAGUAAGGAAGCAUUGUAAAUAUCAUCGAG